AUACAAAGAAAAAAAGAAAAGAGACGAAAAGUAAUUAAGGCGCUUGAUACAAACGCGAUGGUGUUUUACAAUAUGUAAAUAUAAUUAUCCGAGCGGAGUUUUCAUUCCUGGAAUUCGCCAUUGGCAACCGAGCAGCUCAGAGUCUCAGCGGCAAAUACAAAACUACAAAACCAACAAAAACUACAAUAACAAAACGCAACACGCCAACUGCAAGUUUAGUUUGAGCCGGUUUUAUAAUUACUCCACUUCACUCUACUCCAUCCCAACCCACCUCACUCUACUCCAUCCCAACCCACCUCACUUUACCUCACUUCAGUGGCCGCCGUUUUGGCCCAAAGCUCAAGCCAGGCCCAGACCGAGGCUGAGACUGAGGCCUAGGCGAAGGCGCAGGCGCGGCCAUUGCAACUGCUGCUGCUGCUGUUAACAAUUCCAAAAGCAGCUAGAUAAAAUACAAAAAAAGUUAACAGCCAACGGCAAUUGGAAUAGCAAUUGGUUUUGUGCUGAAGGCGCUGCAAUUUCCAUCAGCGAUCAUUGUGAAAAAUUAUUAUCUUGCUGAAAAGCUUACGGGAUAACUGUGAUUACUGUGCAACUAUAUACAUAAAUCUAUAUAUAUAUAUAUAUAGCUAGUGUGUGUGAGUGUGUGUGUGUGUAUCUGUACUUUAAUCGACACAUCGGGAAUUGAGUGGAACUGCAACUGCAACUGCAACUGCGACGAUGGCAGUGUCCUGCCCAGAAGUAAUGUACGGUGCCUAUUAUCCAUAUCUGUAUGGGCGCGCAGGACCUAGUCGUUCAUUUUAUCAAUAUGAGAGGUUUAACCAGGAUCUGUACUCGUCCUCGGGCGUACAGCUGGCCGCCUCAUCGAGCGCCUCGGGCAGCUCCCACUCGCCUUGCAGUCCCAUCCUGCCGCCCUCGGUGAGCGCCAAUGCUGCCGCCGCUGCCGUUGCUGCCGCUCACAAUUCGGCAGCUGCUGCCGUUGCGGCGGUGGCCAAUCAAGCCUCCUCCUCCGGCCUGCAGCUUGGAGCUGUUGGCGGCGUUGGCGUUGGCAGUGGUCCAGCCAGUGGAUUACUGGGCAGCAAUGUGCCGGGAGGAAGCAACGCUGCCAACGCCGGCCUUGGCAUGAGCCCAGUGUUAAGCGGCUCCGGAGCCGGACACGGCAUUCACAGCCGGACGCAUCAAACCAAAGAAGAGGAUCUCAUCGUGCCGCGAAGCGAAGCUGAAGCGCGCCUGGUGGGCUCCCAACAGCAUCAUCAUAAUGAAUCAUCCUGCUCCUCUGGCCCGGACUCGCCGCGCCAUCCGCACUCCCACCCGCAUUCGCUGCACGGCACGGCCGGAGCGUCCUCGACGGGCGUUGGCUCCGGCACGGGCGCCAUGUCCAAGGAGCUGCCACUGGACACCAGCAGCAGCACUGGCGGCGUCGGUGUCCCUGGCGCCAGCAGUCAAGGACAUGCCCAGUAUCUAUCGGCCACCUGCGUUGUAUUCACCAACUAUUCGGGCGACACGGCCAGCGUUGUCGAUGAGCAUUUCUCCCGUGCGCUCAAUUACAGCAACAAGGACACAAAAGAUAGCAGCAGCCCCAUGUCGAGUCGCAAUUUCCCACCAUCGUUCUGGAACAGCAAUUACGUGCAUCCCAUACCCGCCCCCACACAUCCACAGGUUAGCGACUUGUACGGCACCGCGACGGACACCGGCUACGCCGCAGAUCCCUGGGUGCCGCACGCAGCUGCCGCUCACUAUGGUUCCUACGCGCACGCGGCACACGCGCAUGCGGCCCACGCACACGCCUACCACCACAACAUGGCCCAGUACGGCAGCCUGCUGCGCCUGCCCCAGCAGUACAGCCACGGCACCAGACUCCACCAUGACCAGCAGACGGCUCAUGCCCUGGAGAGUGCGGCGGCCUACUCGAGUUACCCAACGAUGGCAGGACUGGAAGCUCAAGUGCAGGAAUCGUCAAAGGAUCUGUAUUGGUUCUAGGAGCGUUCGGUCAGGACCAGGAGGUCACUCGUGUUAUCCCACAACGCCGGCUGGCCCAGCUGGUGAGGGGGGAAUUUUCGUUGAUGUUGUAUAAAA
This is a messenger RNA of Drosophila innubila, 2070 nucleotides long. It is a transcript of the gene vg, whose product is annotated as protein vestigial. Bases 715 to 1974 code for a protein of 419 amino acids. Gene Ontology annotation, biological process: regulation of transcription by RNA polymerase II. Gene Ontology annotation, cellular component: nucleus. The record is from RefSeq and is a predicted model, not a curated record. The transcript has 7 exons. Lineage: Eukaryota; Metazoa; Arthropoda; Insecta; Diptera; Drosophilidae.